Salvia hispanica is the source of this 3680-nucleotide messenger RNA. RefSeq names its product protein PLASTID MOVEMENT IMPAIRED 1-RELATED 2-like. Lineage: Eukaryota; Viridiplantae; Streptophyta; Magnoliopsida; Lamiales; Lamiaceae. The record is from RefSeq and is a predicted model, not a curated record.
AUUCAUUUCUUAUCACUGCUGCCAAAGAGGAAAGGGAUAUAAACUGUGGCCAACUCCAAAUCAGCUACAGUAAAUAGAAUUUUGAAAUCUCCAGUUCAAUUUAGGUAAAAACGAAGAAUUUCGGGAAGGAAGAGGAGAAUUUAUUCAGCUCAGCAGUUUCUCUCCCCCUUGAGUUUCUAAGGGUUAUAUUUAUGCUCUUAGGGAGAUUUUGCUUAAGAAGGGAAGGGCAUGUCUUCCAAAAUGGAAUCCAUGAAAAGUGAUGAUGAAGAUAUUAGCUGCGGGCUUUUAUUGCGCGACAUUGAAGAAAUUAGCAAAGCCCUUUACUUGCAUAAAAGCCCCCGAGAUUCAUUUAAUUCUACGUAUGACUACCACCGAGACGUGGCUGCUAAAACUGGCGUCUCAGAGUCCAAAUCUGAUGUCAUUAUUCGAGAUUCAUUACAUAAGGACAAAAAAUCAUCAAUUUGGAAAUGGAACCCUAUAAAGGCAUUGACCCACACCCGGAAUCAGCGGUUCAAUUGUUGUUUCUUUUUGCAUGUCCAUGCUAUUGAAGGACUUCCAACUUACUUCAACAACCUUAAGUUGUGCGUGACUUGGAAACAGAAGGCCAAUAUGUUGCGAACUCAACCUACUCAGGUCUGUUCAGGAAUGGCUGAGUUCGAAGAGACUCUCUUGCACCAAUGCAGUAUUUAUGUAGGUAGAAAUGGGCCCCAUGGUACAGCAAAAUACGACCCCAAGCUCUUCUUGCUUCACGCUUAUGUUAUAGAUGCACCGUCACUUGAUAUAGGGAGCCGCUGGGUUGAUCUAACGAGGUUGCUUCCCCUUACUCUGGAGGAAUUAGCAGGGGAUAAAAGUAGCUCAGGAAAGUGGACUACCAGCAUUCAGCUCACAGGCCCGGCUAAAGGUGCAGUUUUAAAUGUUAGCUUUGGCUUUUCCAUAUUUGAUGGUAGCUCAUUGGAGCCUGGCUAUCUUGCCAAAGUUCCUGAUAUUACUAAGGAAGGUGGACUAGAUUAUCUAUCUGACUGUGAUAUUAGUAGAAAGAACCAAUUUAACAAUCACGGUACUGUUCCAGUGAUGCCACUCGAAGGGUCCUAUCAACACUCCCAGUCGGAAAAAUUAAAAUUACUUGAUGAAAUGUUCCUAAGGCAAGGGACAGAACUUUCUCAAUCUGUCUCUUUGUUGCAUCAGAAACUUGAUGAGAAAAAGAUGGGUGAUCACACAGAGUUUGACUUCUACAGUCACGUUGACUCUAACCCCUCACCUGAGCCUGAGUAUGUGAGUGGCCAGACUACACACGAGUUUGAUGUCACUGAAAUUGGUGUAAUUGAGCAGGGUAUAGAGGUAUCAUUGAGGGAUAAAAUCAAACCAGAAAGUAGUAGUAGUAAGAGGUUUGACUCUUCUGUAAUUGAAACAAUUGAUGUUGCUGAAAUUUUCAAGGGAGAGGAGGCCAGUUUUGUUGAGUAUAUUGAAUGGAACUCGAAGCUAGAUGUGGAUAAUCAUGACGAUGAGUCUGAGUGUGCAACUGAUGGUCCUGGACACAGAGAUAGUAGUGCAUUUAUUAGUGAACCAGCCUUUGAAGAAGUUGAUUUAGAUUUCUUUGAUCUGCUAAUGACUAAACCAUCAGACUUAGAUUCUCUGCUAGAUAGCAGCACAUACAAUGAGCUUCGGAUGUGCAUGAGAUCCGAGUCUAGAAACAGAGCUCAAAGAUUGAGGAGAUCACAUAGCUUGGAUGACCUUGUGCUUGCAGAAUCAAUAGAAAAUGAUUUUCUCAACAUGUUGAGCAUUGACCAGGAUAUAGAAGGUGUAGUUUCUGGUAGUGGCCAUGACUCGCCAAGAGAUAUCCUCGGACUGUGUGAAGAGGAUCCCGUAGCUUGGGGAGUUUCCGUUCUCAAUGCUGAUCUGAUGGCAGAGGAGGAAUCAUGUAGCUUUACUCCUGCUGGCUAUGAGAAAGUGGCAUUUUCAGUUGGUCUUGAUUUAUCAUUUCCCAUUCCAUCUGUUGAAAAGAAUCACCGAAGUUCAGACCAAUCUUUAAGGGAAAAAAGAAAUGCUGAAAUGUUAGAGAACUUGGAAACAGAAGCUUUAAUGCAUCAGUGGGGCCUGACAGAGAAAGCAUUUCAGUAUUCGCCACGUGCUACCUCUGGUGGAUUUGGAAGUCCGGUCUAUCUCCCUGCGGAAGAACCCUUACAGUUGCCCCCUAUUUUGGAAGGCAAAGGUCCAAUGGUUCAGAUGAAGGAUGGUGGUUUCUUGAGGUCAAUGAAUCCCUUGCUUUUCAGAAAUGCAAAUAAUGGUGCUAGGUUAAUCGUGCAAGUUUCUGCUCCAAUUGUGCUACCCUCAUCAAUGGGAUAUACAACAUUGGAAAUAAUACGAUGUUGGGCAUGUUUAGGAGUUGAAAAGAUGUGUUUACAGGCAAACAAAUUGAUGCCUCUGGAAGAUGUCACGGGGAAGACAAUACAGCAGGUGCUGGAAGAAGCAGAAUUAGCAUCAAAUGCUUCCAAUAGAUGGGAUGAGUCGUCUGUUGUGGAGAAGAAAACGGCGAAAUAUCAGCCACAUGGCAGGAGUUAUGAUUCCCUAUACUCUUGCUCCAACGCGGAUCAGAUUGAUUCUGAUUAUGUGUCGAUAGAAGAUCUUGUUCCCAUGGCUAUAACAAACAUUGAAGGACUUUUAGUUGAAGGGCUAAAGAUUCAGGCUGGCAUGCCCGAUCAGGAACCGCCUUCUAGCAUUAAGAUCCAUCAUCCUUUGACCCCAUUCUCCUCAAGAAAGGCUUCAGAACCUUCUAGUAAAUUUGGUUACGUAAGAGCUUCUGACUUGUCAAUUCUUGAUGCCGAUGAAUUAAUCAAGUGUUCUUUGUCAUUGGAGGAAUGGCUGAGGUUGGAUUCUGGUCAACUUCAUAUUAAAGAAGCAGGUCAUGAAAAUAUGUUGAAACCUUUUGCAGCUCAUUGUGCUGAGCAUCUAGAAUUGGGCAGUGAUGAGCUGAAAAUGGAUGAUGAAAUGGUGAAGCUGUUAGAUAGGAGCGGUGGUGCUUUUGGUGAAAACUUCAGAAUGUGCUUAAAAGUGCAGCUUAGAGACCCGCUACGUAACUAUGAGGUGGUGGGUUCCCCUAUGCUAGCUCUGGUUCAAGUGAAUCGGGCUUAUUCGCCACCACAACCAGAAGUGAUCAAACGAGAAGAUGAAGAAGCUGAUUCUGAACAUGGUAGACAGAAUAUCUAUCAACCAAUGUUCAAAGUCUCAGAAGUCCGUCUUGCUGGAUUCAAUGUAGCGCGGCAUGGUGAUAAGCAGGUUUGGGGAAGUAGCAGGCAACACCAAUCUGGAUCGCGCUGGUUGCUCUCGAGUGGUAUGUCAAAGUCCAAGAAGAGUACUGUCUCAAACUCUAACAUAGUUGUGAGAUCAUCAUCGGGAUUAGUGAGGAAGGCGAAAUCCGGAGAUGUUUUGUGGAGCAUUUCGGUUCCCAUUGAAGGCCAAGCAGCUACAUGGGAUGAAAGUAUUGCCUUAAAUGUUCAUGUAAGAGAUCCUGAUAUUAUUUUCCCAUAGAAUCUGCCUAGUGAUGAAAAAGGAGCAGAAGAAUAGCUUCUUUAAUUUAUUAGUAAUAGAUAGGUUUUGAAAAAUGUAACAAGAUUUGCUGCACAUAGCAUCACUGUACAAAAUUCUUCAUAAAUUACCAAUCCAUUGUGUUUUUCUACUGACUA